Bufo gargarizans (Asiatic toad) is the source of this 2734-nucleotide messenger RNA. It is a transcript of the gene UMPS, whose product is annotated as uridine monophosphate synthetase. Gene Ontology annotation, molecular function: orotidine-5'-phosphate decarboxylase activity; orotate phosphoribosyltransferase activity. Lineage: Eukaryota; Metazoa; Chordata; Amphibia; Anura; Bufonidae. Gene Ontology annotation, biological process: 'de novo' pyrimidine nucleobase biosynthetic process; UMP biosynthetic process. The record is from RefSeq and is a predicted model, not a curated record.
AUGCCGCCGCUGUCCCGCAGGGGGCGCUGUAUGCUCUCGUCCUGUAAUGAGGGAUCAGGCUGUCGCCGCCAUCUUUUUGGAGUCUGGAGGGCAGCGGAUGCCGAGCUCUGGCGCCCCCUGGUGUUUGUGCUGGAGGCCGGAAGUGCAGCGCACGUGGGGAAGACGGAGCUGCUGGCGCUGAAGAGCGGGGUCCGGUCCUCCGUGUAUUUCGACCUGAGGGGGAUUCACCCGGCGCUGCUCAACCAGGGUCGCGGGAGGAUGGGGGCACUGGAUGCAGGGGUCGCCGAUGCGGGGGCGCAGUAUCACGCGGUCUGCGGCGUUCCGUACACCGCCCUUCCCCUCACCACCAUCAUUUGUCAACUCCGCAAGAGAGGCCAAAGACUACGCUGGGUGCGGAGGUCGGAUCCUUCAUCCUUGUAUCACCCCGGGGACACCUGCCUGAUCAUUGAGGACGUGGUGACGAGCGGCUCCAGCGUCCUGGCGACAGUGGAGGUGCUCCAGGUGACGGACACCAUUGUGCUGGUGGACAGAGACGGCAUCGCGCUGCACGCCAUCUGCACCCUCAGCCAGCUCCUGGACGUCCUGCAGCAGCUGGGGAAAGUGGAUGCAGAUACGGUGGAGAACGUCAGGAGGUUUAUAGCAGGGAGCAGGGUGGGCGCACCAGUCCCGGCCCCCGCAGCGCCCUCACCUACUCCAUCCAUGCCGCCUUCCCAGACACUCACCCCAUGGCUGCUCCGCCUGAUGGGGGAGAAGCAGAGUAACCUGUCAGCCGACUUUACGGAGCUGCUCCGGCUGGCCGAGGAGCUGGGACCCUCCAUCUGUGUGCUGAAGUCCCACGUGGACAUCCUGAGUGACUACACCCCCGACGUCUGGGCGCUCGCCGAUCAGCACGACUUUCUAAUCUUUGAAGAUCACAAGUUUGCAGACAUUGGGAACACGGUGACACGUGAGGGUGAGAGCCCCCCCCCCCCUUUUCUGGUCUCUGGGGGGGCACGGUGACCCGACUUUUGAUCUUUUCUGUAGGUGGCGUUUUCAGAAUCUCUUCUUGGGCUGAUGUGGCGAAUGUCCAUGGUUGCCGGGCCCCAGGGUGGUACAAGGUCUGCAGGAGGCGUUGGGCAGGGGCUGCCUCGUGAUCGCUGCGAUGAGUUCCAAGGGGUCACUGGCUGCUGGGAGUAGUCUGCUGGUGGCGGCCUAUAAUCACCAGGCAGAUCCCGUAAGGGGCUGGGGGUCCAGAUGCAGCCAGGAGGUGAGUGCUAUCACAGGACACCCGCACCUCACAUCAUACAGAAACCAGGCACCUCAUGGCCGCUCCUGCCCACACCAAGGGUGACCAGAUCCGACUACAGGUGGUAGGGUGCGGAGGGGCAUGCUGCGACCCUGCUGGUCCAGAAGAUGGGAUCCGGUGUCCCCUUCACUACUGAUCUGUGUGUGGUCUUGCGGUAGGAUGCAGUGAUCAGCUGGAGACGCCCAUCAGAUCCACUCUCCGGUUAUGGGGGGUCACUCGCAGGAGAUUCUCUGGGACGUACCAGACGUCAUCGUGGGCCGCGGUGUCCUGUCAUCUCACAAGUGGCUGCAGGGGGAUACCACGCUGUUCACGUCUCUGCUAUCAUGGCUGCCAUAACGGUACGCCGGAUCCCAGCAACACCAGACAGACCCCAUUAAAGGCACCAGCAAACCCUGACUGAAAACGUGGACGUAGCCUGUGGCUCCUUGAGGACUUCUGCACUGACACGUUGCACCAGCACCAGCUGCGAGAGCAGGAUGAGCUCAGACUGUCCAGGCCCAGCCGUGUGAUUGAUGCUAAAUGACGCAGCUUUGAAAAGGGGCGUUGUAAAAAAAAAAUACUGCGCCAGGUUUAGGGUGUGCACCCCAGAGACCGAGCGCAGCUUUUAUAAUAUCUACAUUUAGUACAGUAAUCACCACGGUUCUCAUUAAUGGACAGCUAGCAGAGUUCUUGAAAUUCAGUAGAAGUUGCGCCAUGAGCGCAGAUCGUCGCACCACCGCAGACUUUACAGCCUUUAUUAAUUUAAUGUUAUUACAAUGAUUGCAGCAAAUUUUCAAAAUAUUCUCUGAUGCUAAAAACGGAGCAGUUAAAAUCCAGGAAACGGUUAAACAUCAACUUGGGACGGUCGUCUGGAUAAAGUCGCAAUGGCCGGAUAUACAAAAAUAAUUUCAAUAAAGGUAAAAAACGUACCAAAGAGUCUGCAGCAGCAAGUAGCGUCCUGGCAUCAACGGCCAGAGAUCAUCCCAGGGUCGGCGCGGCGUCCAGUCUAGAAAUGUCUCACUACAGUACACCCCUCAUAUACAUCCCCCGUAAACAUUCACUGUAUUAUACUCCAGAGCUGCACUCACUAUUCUGCUGGUUUUUAAAAGAAAUAGAGGGAUGUGUGUCCACCAAUGUGCUGACUACUUCCAGUAACAACCAGUAGAAUAGUGAGUACAGCUCUGGAGAUGACGUGUGUGACUGAAUAGUGUGGGGACAGAUGGUAAGUGGUCACAUUGUGCAUAGUCCAACCAAUAUAUGGUGUAGAAGAAAGAUCCCACAUUUCAUUCCGCCCAGUGGGCGGUCUUAGCGAGCUGUAGGACCGCCCACCAGACUCCUGGCAGGGAGUCAACCCUAUAUGCGCACGUACAGUUAUGAAGACUUAGUUCCUGACAGGAGUCCGGUGGGCGGUCCUACAGCCACACAGCUGUGAAUCACUGAUAGGACCGCCCACCGGACUCCUGGCAGGGA